Molecule: messenger RNA, 2758 nt
Organism: Papilio machaon (common yellow swallowtail)
Lineage: Eukaryota; Metazoa; Arthropoda; Insecta; Lepidoptera; Papilionidae
Gene: shakB
Product: innexin shaking-B
Exons: 5
Coding region: 848-1969 (373 amino acids)
Cellular component (GO): gap junction; plasma membrane
Molecular function (GO): gap junction channel activity
Source: RefSeq, a predicted model, not a curated record
GGCGGCCAGUCGACGCGAUCGCUCCCGCGCGCCGCUCGCGCUCUCGCGCCAACUCGCGCGACUCCCGCCCAAACUGACAACUACUCAAAAAUCGAACGCGAUCUAUCUUUUUAGUUCUUUUUUCGAAUUUGAAACUUUUUAAAUCACGCGUUCGUAGUGGCGUCGCGUAGGACUUGUUUAUUCGACGAGGAAUAUUUUAAAAACGAAACGUGUUCAUUUGCAUUUUUGCAAAAAUUAAUUGUAAAGUAAAAAAAAAAUUCUUUGAAAUAAUGUGAGUAAAUUUCAACGACACGUCAAUCCGGAUCAUCGUUCAACAUCAGAAAAAUGCUCCGGUCGAAUCGAGGCCUGAACUCAUAAACUGGUCCAGAACAUCCCGCCCUCGUAAUCCAGUUUACGUAAUUAAUUCUUAGAAUAUACAGUUUUACAGCAACAACAUUCGUUCAUAAUUACUGAAUCGCUACCGAUGACCACAUUCCGAGGCUGGGCUCGAAGAUACCACGGCAGGGACAUGACAACUAAAUGAGCCGCACCCACACACCCGCCGAAUUAUGAAACGUAGAAAAUAUGACACAAUGAUAUCUUUGCUGAAGUUCAUUAAAAUACCAAAAAAAGUACAUCAGCACAAACGACGCCUCUGAUGCAAUGAGACGAAGAUUUGCUAACACACUGCCAAUCUAACAAGUGCCUUACGAUCAUCGAACUGUAAACAAACGAACAAUUUAAACAUUAAAAAAAAGUUAUUAAAACAAUCGCUGGUGCUUCGAAACAAUAAAUAGAUUAAACGAGUCAAAAAUAAUGUUAGUCGAGGUGACGAGACAAAGUGUGAGAUCGGACUCAAGCAUUUAAAAUGUUAGACGUUUUUCGUGGUUUAAAAAAUCUUAUAAAGGUGAACUAUGUGCACAUCGACUCGCCCGUGUUCCGGCUGCACUACUCCAUCACGGUCAUCUUGCUGAUCUCGUUCAGUCUGAUCGUGACGACACGCCAGUACGUCGGUAACCCCAUCGACUGCAUACAUACCAAGGACAUCCCUGAGGACGUACUCAACACCUAUUGCUGGAUUCACUCCACCUACACGCUCAAGAGCUUCUUCAACAAGAAGGUGGGCGUCGAGGUGCCCUACCCCGGCAUCGGCAACAGCCGCGAGAAGGGAAAGGAGGACAUGAACGACAGGAAGAUCUACAAGUAUUACCAAUGGGUCUGCUUUUGCCUAUUUUUUCAGGCGAUGCUGUUCUACGCGCCGCGUUGGCUGUGGAAGUCCUGGGAGGGGGGCAAGAUACGCGCCCUUAUGAUGGACCUCGACGUCGGGGUCUGCACAGAGAUAGAGAAGAAGACAAAGAAGAAACUGAUCCUGGACUACCUGUGGGAGAACCUGAGGUACCACAACUGGUGGGCCUACAGGUACUACCUCUGCGAGUCGCUCGCCCUUAUCAAUGUUAUAGGGCAAAUGUUCCUGAUGAACCGGUUCUUCGACGGCGAGUUCAUGACGUUCGGGCUGAAGGUGAUUGCGUACAUGGAGUCCGACCAGGAGGACCGAGUCGACCCCAUGAUAUAUGUCUUCCCCAGAAUGGUGAAAUGCACGUUGUUCAACAAGUUCGGUUCAUCGGGCGAGGUGGAGCGGCACGACGCGCUCUGCAUUCUGCCGCUGAAUGUCGUCAACGAGAAGAUCUACGUCUUCCUCUGGUUCUGGUUCGUCAUCCUAGGCGUCCUCACCUUCAUCACGCUGGUGUACCGGCUAGUGAUCAUCUUCUCGCCGCGCAUGCGCGUCUACAUGAUGCGCAUGCGCUUCCGGCUCGUGCGGCGCGACAACGUCGACACAAUCGUGCGCCGCAGCAAGAUGGGCGAUUGGUACCUGCUUUAUAUACUCGGCGAGAACCUCGACUCGGUCAUCUUCAGGGACAUCAUGCACGAGUUCGCCAACAAGCUGAACCACAACUACCAGCACCACAUUCACGGAGUCCCGGACGCGUGACCUCCGAUCCCAGGGUGGGUGUUCCACACCUGACUGACGUCUCUGCAGCGCCACCUGGAGCCGCCCGUGUGAGGCGCGCCCGGCCCGGCUGACCGCGCUCGCUCUGGACUAUGUAUUUGUGGUGUGAAUCGAAGGUAUCAAAGACUCUCUCAUCUGUUCGUUGCAAUCGUAAAAGUGCAAUUGGAAAUACGCAAUAAUAGAAUGUACUUAAAGUAUAAGAACGUGAUCUCAGGAGGAAUCUUACCGCAGGCCUUGUGAAGUCGACAGACGCGAUCCCGUUAGGAUAACUAGUGUUCAUCUUUUAGACGUAUUUUACUGAUAGUUUCGCUGCUCGUAGUAACUGUUUGUGGAGACGCUUUAUUUCUAUCUAUUCUAGCUGGUAAUCGGAGAUAAGCACACGGAUAGCACACAACUUAUCAUUUACACGAAUGAUCACCCGCCAUGGAUUUGAUAGACCAAAAGAAAUUAAAGCAAUAAUUAAUUAAAGAUCGUUUGUAUAGGAUUAAUGGGAGUAAACAUUAAAUUGGAUUUAAAUCUAUUUGCCAAAUGACGUCUUCCUAUGUGGAUAUAUGUGACGUUGUUACCUUUUGCGGGUCAAAAGACAUUUAUACGUUAAAUUUAAAGAAUAUUGAAAUGAGCGACUAAUGUUUUCUAACUUGCAUUUUAAUCUGCAUUUUUUUGAGAUUAUUUCACUGCAUCUGUCAUUAAAUUAUGAGGUGUUAUUUUUUACUUAUUUGAAUAUUUAGCUGCUCACUUUAAUGUACUUAAAUCGACUGCUGUAAUGUUAUA